Messenger RNA from Fonsecaea multimorphosa CBS 102226, 1743 nucleotides. RefSeq lists its product as uncharacterized. The transcript has a single exon. The record is from RefSeq and is a predicted model, not a curated record. Bases 1 to 1743 code for a protein of 580 amino acids. Gene Ontology annotation, molecular function: metallocarboxypeptidase activity; zinc ion binding. NCBI's taxonomy places the organism in Eukaryota, Fungi, Ascomycota, Eurotiomycetes, Chaetothyriales, Herpotrichiellaceae. Gene Ontology annotation, biological process: proteolysis.
AUGGCUCCUUUUCUCCGCUGCAUAUUGAUACUUUUGGCUCUUAUCACUGCGACCAUCUCCGUCCCUACAAGCGAGUCCUACUCUCAUCCCUCCUCUCAAAACAAAGUCGGCUUCAUUCCCCGAGAAAGGCCGACAGGGUCAUUCCGCAGGCUUCGAGAUGCUAUUAUCGAACGAAUAUGGUCUGUUCCGAGCAGAUAUUCCCACAAGUCCUCAUCCAUAUCCGGAGCAGCCAGGGCGCCAGAAAACUUCCGCGCUCGCUAUGGUGGUGACGUCGUCCUCCGUUUCCAAGUCAAGAGCGAAGAUGAGGCGAGGGCAAUUUCAGAGGCAGCGGAUAUCUUAUACUUGGACAUAUGGGAAACAACCAACGAAUGGAUCGAUAUACGAGUAGCAAAAGAAGUGGUCCCCUCCUUUGUUGGUCUUCUACCGCCGUCCUUACACGAUUCAUACGUUCCCUUGAUGCACGAUCUGGCCCGUGCCGUCUACGACACAUAUCCUGAAUCACCUCUCGUCAACGAGAAGAUCUCGAGCCUCACAACCCCACAUGACUGGAGGAUGAAGGGCAACACGCCCCAUGAUCUAUUCUUCCAAGACUAUCAACCGCUGUCGGUCCUAUAUCCUUGGCUACGACUGCUUGCCUCGCUCUUCCCUACACACGCCUCACUGAUGAGUAUUGGCAAAUCGGCUGAGGGUCGCGACAUCCCCGCGUUGCGCAUUGGAGCGCAGAUGGACAGUAGCUCGGCAGAGUCGCAUGAUUCCAAGCAUACAAUACUAAUAGUGGGUGGGAGCCAUGCUCGCGAAUGGAUCUCGGUCUCGACUGUGGCCUACAUCGCCUACAGCCUCGUCACACGAUAUGGCCACGUCCAGUUUCCCGAGGUUACUAAGAUCCUGAAUCACUUCGACCUGGUUUUCGUUCCCGUGCUGAACCCUGAUGGAUACGAGUAUACCUGGACGUCUGACAGAUUGUGGCGCAAAAAUCGACAGGCCACUUCUAUUCCGUUCUGCGCAGGUAUCGACCUCGACCGCGCCUUUCGAUACGAAUGGGACGGUUAUGGUAACUCGGACAACGCUUGUAGUGACGACUAUGCCGGCCCCGGACCGUUGGCUGCAGUCGAAGCUCAAAUGUUGACUGGGUGGGCUCGAAACUUGACCGAAAACAAUAAUGUCACGUUCGUGUCAUAUCUAGACUUCCACUCAUACUCUCAGCAAGUGCUCUACCCGUACAGCUACACUUGCGAUGCAGCACCCCCAAAUCUUGAAGACCUGGAAGAGGUUGCUCUUGGGAUUGCGAAGUCUUUGCGAUUGACCAACGGACACUAUUAUGGAGUCGAAAGCGCCUGUCAAGGUAGCAUGGUCUUUCAGGAUCAGGAGAGAAAACCGCGGGUUCAGAUCGAGCCACAGGGUGGGUCAGCCUUGGAUUUCUUCUACCAUGAUCUGGACGUAAAACUUGCAUUCCAAAUCAAGCUGAGAGAUACUGGAACUUAUGGGUUUUUGCUGCCGAAGUCACACAUUCUUCCCACGGGCCAAGAAGCUUAUGAGGGCGUGGUUGGCCUAGGACGAUGGAUGUUGGGUAAUCACGGCAUUGAGCGAGCUGACGACUCGCCCUCAGUUUGGGGGAGUGAAGAUUUGACCGAUCAUCAGAAGGCAGCGGCCGUCCACGAGCAUGAAAUGCCAGUCACACUUGAGGAAGAGGACGACGAAUUUGACGAGAAUGAUUUUGAAUUAAAACGGCGACGGCGUCGGUGA